Molecule: messenger RNA, 23722 nt
Organism: Bombus huntii
Lineage: Eukaryota; Metazoa; Arthropoda; Insecta; Hymenoptera; Apidae
Exons: 21
Coding region: 1284-6194 (1636 amino acids)
Biological process (GO): negative regulation of DNA-templated transcription; regulation of transcription by RNA polymerase II
Cellular component (GO): histone deacetylase complex; transcription regulator complex
Molecular function (GO): transcription corepressor activity
Source: RefSeq, a predicted model, not a curated record
ACCCGUCGACCGAAUCGCCCUUGCAAUCUGGCAGCCGUUUCGCGUGACGAUGCAGCUUGACAGAACGUACGUGCGCAUUGACAAUUACGCGCGAAUCAGCGUACAGUGGUCGAGCACGGGUUAGUAAACAAAUGACAGAACGGUGGACGAGAGGGAGAGUGAGAGAGAGAGAGAGAGAGAGAGAGAGAAGAGAAAAGAGAGAGAGAGAGAGAGAGUGAGGAAGGGAGCGAAACGAAACACUACCGUACCGUUCCAGCGCGAAACAGUGGCGCAACAUUGUGCCUUUCGAUUCGCGUUGUUCGAUUUCUUCGGUCAUUAAGGGAACGCCAGCCCAUGCGCUUUUCAGCUGGUUGACGCGCGUGGAACGUGUCCGUGCAUUGUCGCCGUGACGUCAAGUGUCACGAGUCUGUGUUUCCCAAGUGCCAAGUACAUCAGCCGCGUGCCAGCUGCAUAUUCAGCCUGUCAACUUUGUUUGGGUUUCUUUCGACAACAUCCACCGAAUUCGUCGUCCCCAUCUCUAGCAAGUGUUAAAAUAUACAUACGCAUGCACAACAAGUUAACGACAUUGUGCGCGAAUUCGGUGUCAUUUCUGUGUAAGAACGUUCGAAAACACGUUCACGCGGGUGAUGCUGCAUUCCGUUUACGACUGAAACGCGAGUGGAACUUUCAUACCGGGGCCCUUUAAAUGUAAGUGGUCGAGGGCAACUACGUUUACACGCGUGGUAUAUCUAGAAACACAAUAACGGUAGUUCUCGUGUGCCGGUUAGCAAGGCAUUUAAACUUUGACAAGUCUCGAUUUCUUUUUCGUCCCGCUUUAGUUUUAUUUGAACGCCUUUCGCGUAUUAUUCGUUGCUUUUAACGUAUCGGACUUGUGUUUUGCUCCUGAUGCCGGCAGCGUGCAAUCGCGUUCACAUCGCCCCUAGCCACGAGAACGAGAUCGUCAAGUUCGAUCGCGAUUCACGGUGAGACGUUCCGAUCGUUUUUCUUCCGCGCUAUUUACGUGCCAUCUCUUCGUCUUUUUCUGUCGACUUUGUCACGCUUUGAGGUUAGAAAAUUAUGUAAUAUCAAACGAACACUGAACUUGCCUGGCUCGGAAUGUGGGAUUUGUUUGCAGUUCUCAGCGGGACCUACUUGACUUGGGAUUGCCUUCGACGUGAAUUGGAUGUACUGACGUCAUCUGGAGUUCGCUACACGAAUGUCCAAAGGCGGUACAGAUUCCGGUUGGCUAUGGCUCGCUUAGUGAAGCCUCAGAUCCCGCCGUCCGAGCCGCCUCUCAUCUCUCCAUGGCAGCCACGAGUGACAACGGGCUAGUGGACACAGAUCCAGGUCGAGUUAGCAGCAUGACAGCCAUCAACUCGGGUCCGGUCGGGGAAGUGGGCGGCGUCAGGCUGCCGUUGCAGUCAUUACAUGGGUACGGAUCUGUGUUCAUGUACUCGGCGUCGACGAGUCCCGGGGGUGGAAGUGGUCAGGGUGGCGGAGGCGGAGGAGAAGUAACCCUCCGCCUCCGCGAACCCGAGGACAUUCCCGAAGAAGUUCUUGCACGCCUUGAGGACACAGCCACCCUCUCCAUCUCCCUUCAAGGCGACGCAGUGCUAAGGCUGGGGGCGGCUGGCACGGGCAACGGGAAUUUAGAAUUGUUCGAUAGUGAGAGCGGGCCGGACCUCACACUAUCACCUCAGACCUUCACGUCGACGGCGGAGGCCUUCAUCAAUGACAAUAGUGAUAGUCUUGGCGUUCCAGGAGACAACGAUACGGGGAGCAGCGAGGAAUCGAGACCUGGAGCUGGUGAACCUGGAAAGUUGGGAGUGAAGAAAGCAAGACCGAAGGCUUCGUCGCCCAACCGACAGGGACCACAGCAAUGCCAGGUCUGCGGGAAGGUGUUCAACAACGCAUCGGCGCUCACGAAGCACAAGCUGACGCACAGCGAUGAGAGGAAAUACGUGUGCACGAUGUGCGGCAAGGCGUUCAAGCGGCAGGACCACUUGAACGGACACAUGCUAACGCAUCGAAACAAGAAGCCAUACGAAUGCAAGGCGGAAGGAUGUGGCAAGUCGUAUUGCGACGCGAGGAGUCUGAGGAGGCAUACGGAGAAUCAUCAUGCCGGUAGCAAGGUGAAUGAAAGCGUGAGUCCUAGCAGUCCAACUACGGGCCCGCAUACACCAAACACUCCAGGGAGCAAUCCCAGUACGCCCAGCACACCAGGUGCAACGUCGACACCGAAUGGACACGGACAUCCAGCCUUGAAGCAACUGCUCGCCACAGAACCGACACAGGCGCAACAGCAAAAGAGUGCCACGUCUCCUGGUGCCAGUAACGACGGCCUCACAAAGCAACAAUUGGAGCUUAUUCAACAGAUUAUGCAGCAAACGCAACAGCAACAACAGCAGCAAACAUCCGCGCAACAGCCUCAGCAACAACGUAACAAUUCGUCAACCACAGUCACAGCACAGAUUCCAAAAACGCAAAAGCCGUCCGUCAAGUCCACGACUUCAUCUGGAAACGUUUCGAAUAACAGUGGAAGUUCGAAUGCAACGAACAACGCAAGAUCCAGCCCGAAACCCAAAGUCUGGAGUCACGUGCAGCAACAACAGCAGCAAGCGCAACAGCAAGCUCAGCAACAGCAGCAACAGCAACCGCAGCAACAGCAUCAGCAGCAACAGACACAGGCUAAUUCGCCAGGAGGCGGAAAUGUGGGGAAAAGCAGUCCGUCGCCGGGAAAUUCGGCGUCCCCUGGCACUGUGACGGCGUCCAACAAGACGCAGACCGAGCCAAAACCGGUCGAAUGCAAUUUGUGCCAUCGAAAAUUCAAAAAUAUACCGGCACUCAAUGGUCAUAUGAGACUCCAUGGUGGUUAUUUCAAGAAGGAUGCUGAGAAUAAGAAAAGUGAGAAGAAAGAGGUCGUCGGUCCGCCUUUACAAACCGCGUCUGUCAGUGUGAGAGCGCUGAUCGAGGAAAAAAUCAUACAGAAAAGAACGACUGCAGCAGAUACGAGCACAAAUCAACAGCCUCGUACGAAUGCAACGGUUUUUACCACGCAAGCCGACGGUGCGUCGCAGAUUUCCGGUAAAACGAGCUUCGCGGUACCAGCACCGCCUCCUUUGGCCACUGCGGAAAAGGUCCGCAGACUUUCGGAUGGCGAGCACUUCCGGCAGCCCAAUGUCACGGUUUCCGGACACGCCACCGUACAGAAGCAACUGCAGGAAGCACAAACACAGGCUCAGGCGCAGGCGCUGGCCGACAUGAUCUUGAAGGGCACUACCAAAAUGGCUGUGAAGAGAACGACUUCCGAUCCCGGGCAAAGAUUGCACCUGACGUAUCAGACAUCGGUUCAAUCGACCACCAAUCCGCAGCAGCAGCAACAGCAGCAGCAACAACAACAACAGCAGCAGCAGCAGCAGCAACAGCAGCAACAGGCGCAGCAACAACAACAGCAGCAAAAUAACCAACCUCAAGCUCAGCCUACAGUUACAGACAGUUUCUCAAUGACAGGUUAUUCCGAAGACGGUGGCUAUUUUAGCCCAAGUCUUCAAGACGAGGUGUUCCAGCAAGUCACCGCAGUUCCUGACAGCGUUCUGCUUCAUGCAACACAAUUGGAUUCUCUUCAGUUUCAGACAACGAGCCUGUUACAAGAACAACCUGCCGAGCAGUUACAAGACAUCACCCUGGAGGACCGAUACCCAUCUCAGCACACCGUGAAUCCCGACUUACAAGCGCUGGUCAACUCGCCGUUACCAGACUCGCUAGCCGAAUUCAGUACUUACGGUGCCCAAUAUACAGAAAGCCCGCACACGUUACCAACUCAGUCUCCCCUGCCAUCGCCUUUAACGAGACACGACAGUCCAAGUUUCACAUAUCCAACACCACCAGCGAGCCAAGAAGGCCUUUUAACCGGAAGCUUCCCUCUAUUGAGUCCUCAAGAGGACCCGGAGAGCGUGAGACAAGUAUCGUCGCCCUUAUCAGCGGCUUUUUACGCGACCACGAUGUCCUCCGCGGCGGCGGUGGAGGAAGCUCUGAGUGAAGUAUUACCAGCUGAAUCCGAAGCAGACGCUGAUCUAUACGGAUCCGGUUCACCGAAUCCGCAUUCUCCACUGCCAAGCCCUUUGUCGGCGACCCCGGCACCGUCGCCACUGUCCUCGUUACCGCCGUCCUCGGUCUCGUCACCAGGACCAGUGUCGUUCACGGGCACCAGCUUCCCUGUGUCGCCACAUCACGCUCUCCAGAAUCAGAUGAUGCCCAACUCGGAGGACCCACUACUGUCGUCCACUCCGAAGGACUUCACGACAGCCAGCCGUAGGCGAUUCGAGUUUCAAUCGUACAAGUUCAUCACCAGCCAAAACUUGGUCGAUUUUGGACUGGGUAAUGGUAGCCUAGCUGGUAUCGUGGUAGAUAACAACGGGGAGUUCAAGCUGAUUCAGACGGCUGGGCUGCAAAAGACGAACGUGCUGGUGCAGACGAGCUCUCUGAGCCCGGCGUUGACUUUCAAGAAAGAGAUGCGGCUGACGACUCCGAAGAUGGAACCUGUCACUGUGAAUCUCGGCUUAAACGUGCAGACUAACCAUCAGUACAACGCUGGCCAGUUCAAUCAACAGCAAGUGGUGAAUCCGACGAAAUUUCUUAUACAAACGAAUGUGGCUAAGAAUAAUAAUAUGAGACAGAAAACGGUCAGUGGAAACUUGCCUAUUCCGGUGGAGCAGAUCAAGGAAGAGCUUCUGGACGAGGAUGUUUUCCUUAAUCCUAGUAACGUACCAACUGGCAGUCCUGUUAGGCAGUGCAGAAAAAGGCCUCGUAUGGAUGGAGGAUUGUACGCGAAUGCGUCACACUCGUAUCCGUCGAGAUUGAGGAAGGCCUGCGAUCGACAUUGGGAUAGUAGCUACACGCCUCCACCGAUUUUGGAUCCUUCUAGACCUGGACCUGGACUGUACGCCAGGCUGCAUCAGUAUGAAAGAGAUUCUGACUUCAGUUCGGAUGAUUCGCAAGGGAACGAUGGACCUCCGCCGAGAAUUAAUAUCGGGACGAGGUACCAAGCGACGAUACCGCCGGUUGGGAGUGACGGGGAUAGAGGAAAGGGCGAGCCUGAGGCUGAUCAUCUGCUCUGGGAUCCCGGUAUAAAUAACGUGCUGACAGAUAAUGAACUGGAAAUGUACCUACAAUUUGCAUGCUGCGCUGCGGUACCAGGUGGAGGAAGGAACAAAGAAUACGCGCUUCAUCUGCUGCACAUGUGCAAAGGAAAUAUUCAUGAAGCAAUGUUAAAGCUGAUGAGACCGACGCCUCCGUUGCCAGCGGAACAUCCGUUGCUGAGUUACGAGUGCCACGAGACCGACCGAUGGACGUCGCAGGAAAUGGACGCAUUCUACCAGGGCCUGUUGAAGUACAACAAGGACUUCUCUGCGAUCUCGCGAGACGUGGGUGGCAAGUCCGCGAAACAAUGCGUGCAAUUCUAUUAUCUGUGGAAGAGGCUGUGCCCGGACGAAUACAGGAGACUGCGUGUUCGUCACGGUAAACCAAAGAUUAAGACAGAGAGCAAGGAUUACAAGGACACCAGGGAGCUUCGCGACGCCAUCGCGUCGGUCACGGAGAUGGACUUCAGCGAAGACAAAUCUGUUCUUCACCGCACUCUGUUACAGACAAACGAGAGAGAAAACUCGGCUACUCUGACCACUAGCGACGGAGAGCUGAGAUUAUUCGCAUACGACUGCCCCGAUAGCUUUAGCGGAAGUGUAACAGUAACGAUGGCCGGAAGCACCCAAACCGCCCAAACCGGCAAUACCGGCCACGCCACAGUCAACACCAACUCACAAACUCACACUAGUUCUGAGCAACAACUACCCGUGCCCACCCCACUUCACUACCCCUGCAAGAUUUGCGGGAAAGUUUUCAACAAAGUGAAAAGCAGAAGCGCACACAUGAAAUCUCACAGGCCGGUACCCUCGCCCGAUUCAACGGGACAGGAAUCUAAAAGGCCUGCACAGCAGCAAUCGAAGGUGCAGCAAUCCCAACAACAACGUCAGCAGCAACAACCACAGCAACAACAAUCGCAGCAGCAACAGCAGCAGCAGCAACAACAACAAUCAAGCAGCGUUUCAUCGCAGGCCCAAGACUUCAAUCAGCAACAACUGCCUCCCAGCAAUAGUGACACCGGCGCUCAGAAUCAAGCGCAUUUAUGGCACAACCCAACCCGGCUCAGACCACCAUAGGACGAUGCCCAGCCGGUUCAACUAAAGUUACCUUAACGAAGGCUGUAACGGUACGGUAGGAAAGUAUUUUACGGUCGCGCUACGUUAAUAGGCAGGCACUACUAAGAGAAACUAAAACUAGAAAACAAUAAAUCACGAUCGUCGAAGGAUCGUCGAUGGCACGACGAAAACGGGUAAAAAGUCAGUGACUCCAGUGUCAAUCUACAGAGAAAGAAAGAGAGAGAGAGAGAGUCGUGUCUCGAAACCUCCUACACAGAGGCAAAACGUUAACUGACGUUCUAGGCGAGUUAUAAAUGAGAAACGGACACUUCCAUAUGAUAGAUAAUAUAGUUCCAAGAACAAUGAAAAGAAAGAAACAGAUGAAAUAAAGAAAACGAGAAAUACCUCUUGUACGCGCUAUGGACUUGAGCGAAACGAAAUGACGCGUGUUCUCUACCAGACCAGCCAUACCAUAAGUUAUACGUACGCGGUCACACAUAGGUGCGGAACACGUGCAUCGGAGGAUGAAACUAUCCCGAGGUACCUCUAUCCUUUGUUAGUAACAACAGACUUCGAAAGAAACCGUUAGAAGCAAAAACAAAUGGCAUAAGUACGAUCAGAAUGGAAAUUUUAAUUUUUGAAAAAGAAUCUAGAUACUGAAAAUGACGAAACGAGGAUAGAGAUAUCGCGUGGGUGUUAUACUUCGCAGUCGUAGUCGAAGCUCUGUUCAACGAGGAGACAGGGUAACGGAAGUCCCCCAUUUCGUGUCAAACGAGGGAUGGACGAAACAUCGCGACGGUCCAGCAACGGCAGCGGUCAACAGCGAUCGGUUGGAUUUGUCUAUGGGAUAAUAAUCGAACGUGCAAGCUUUCCGUCUGUUUUAUCGAUCAUUUUCGUUUUGUCGAUUAACAAAAGAGGAUGUUGGAGACGCGUGAAAACGUCAUCGACGAACCAAAUGGCCUACAGGAAAGAUCGUGUCCUACACGAGCGACACACUGGCUGGUGUUUUUAAGUAUUUUCUUUUUUUCUUUUUUUUUUUUUUUUUAAAGUAGCAAUCUAGCAGAGGUUAAAACCUGACUGGAUGAGUCAGGAUAAGGGAAUUAGCCACGAUUCAGUGCGAUGUAACGCGUUGAACGAUUAUUCGCAGUUUUCGAUGUACCUAUUAUGGCUAUAUGCACGUGAAAUGUUCCCAGGAUUGUGCCACAAGACAUUAACUGUUACCUGUUGCCUCUUUGUCAUUUUUUAAACAUUUUAGAUUAAUUUUAAUCGUCUUUUCUUCACUAUCUACUCUUCAUUACUUCUUUUAUUUUCUUUUUUUUUUUUGGUUUAUCGUAGACGAGAUCGGCUUACGAAUCGAAUCGUUUAACCUGCGAUUAGAAGAAUCUUUUCUUUCGGAUAUUUUUCAACGAGAUUCGAAUGGAAAACAAGACGAUUAGAAUAAAGAAAGGUCUAAAUCGAAGUGUAAAGCUAAUUGGUUAAAUAUAACAUGAACGUAGUGUAAUAUAAGAUGAACUUGAUCUAAAAUUGAUCUUGUUUUUAAAAACGCACGAAAGGUAACGAUCUUAUAAACGGUUCGCGAGCACAUCCCGUCCUUCUAAAAUUAAUACGACUUGUUGCACGUUCGCUCUAGUUCUACUUAGUUUAAAUUUACAUUUAGCGUAUUUAAAUGUCGAUAAGUAAAGCGAUCAAUCGUCAAGAGAAAACGUUCGUAGAUUUGUUGAAGCUCCCCAAGAUUUUUGUUACCUCUGUUACUUAAUAUAUAUAAUAUAUAUAUUAACUAUAUUUGUCAGAAUAAAUUUUAAUAUAUAUUAUAUAUAUAUAUACAUAUUAUACAUAUGUAUAAACAGAUCGAUGUAAUUUGAAGAUGACUCGUAGCCUAGGCGAGAUAUAGUCCUCUAUAGAAGAAAAAAAAAAAAGAUUAAGAAAGAGAGACACGUUGUUCAAGUUUCACUUCGGGCCGCGAUCGAUCGUGCGAUCGCGAUCGAACUGUAACAUAAAUUAAUUAUACAUACAGCCAUGAAUACAUUAUAUAUACACGCAUCGAACGCAGACACGUGGCAGAGAGCGUUUAUUUAAAUAAAUCGAGAUGCGAACAAAAGAAAAAGUAAGAGAUAAGAAAAAGAAAGAAGAAACAGACGGAUUAUUAUUCGACUAAUAAUGAUCGCGUUAGAUCACCACUCUAUGUGUACAUAAUUCGUGUACAUGUCUGUACAUAAUUCUAAACGUCAGUGUCUGUAUGUACAAUUCGAAUGAAUUUUAACGCAAAAAAAAAAUACGUAGGUUAUAGGUUUUAGGUUGUUUUAGGAGGGAUCUAUAUUAUAAAUAAAGUAUAUAUACUUGGCUUGAUUUUCUACCUUACUAGGGACUACGAGGCGAGACCCUCGAGCCAAUGACGGUGAAUCGCCUGGAUACAAGUUUCGCAAAUUUUUAUCCUUUCGUUUUAACGGAAUUCAACGAUGUUCCUGUAUGUAAGGUGCCUUAAAUGAUCGUUUGCGUUAAUUUUAUAAAUUGUUACCGCGGUGUUGACAAUGCGUUGUCUCGCCCUUUAUGUUUCGAAACUUUAUCCGAUAGGUAGUACAAAUGUAAUUUAAUUAAAGAAUAGUUACGUUAGCGAUUAUUUAGCAAUUAUAUCGUUUAAUUAAUAUUUACGUCGGCGUACGAAAUUCGGCCUGAACGGCAGAAAUUCGAUAUGUUGCUUGUUUUUAGUUACGUUGUAUUACGUUGUUUGCUUGUUUUAAAUGUAUAUAUAGGAACAUCGUUCCCGGCGAAAUUUUACAAGCAAAGAUAUACGAGAAACAAAUAUACGAGAAAAGCUACACGUGGCGUUGACACGUACUCGAGCUACGUUUCACGAUACGUGUGAACGCUAAAACGUAUACAUGUGUAUCCAUUGGUCGACGUCACUCGAGAGAUUGUCGUUCAGAUUUGUCCGCCGAUCGUAGCUGCUCUAAUUCUACCUUUAAAGAUAUUGUUAUUGUUAACACUCUUCUUCUUAUUAACUUUUACCAUUAAAAGGAAUUAAAAAACCACGAUAUACAUUUUAACUUUUUAAACUUUUCACGUGUAAAAAGGGGAAAAAAGCGAAAAAAAGAGAUGCAAGUGACUGAGGAUGCUUUUAAAGAAUCUGCCAAGUUUUAAACGAAAACAAAAGGGGAGAAAGGAAGAGAAAAGUGAAUGAAAGAAAGGAUGGCUUGACAUUUUCCAAUGUUGCUUUUUUUAGUCUGAAAAAUACGCGAGGAAAGAAUAUCGUUACAAACAACGUACAAACACGUUUCGAAACAGAAGGAGAGAAAGAUCUAGGAGAAAGGAGAGAUACUUCCGUUUGACGUUCCGCAUUCGAGCAGAUUCGUUGGAUUUUAAGCUUACGAGAGAAUCGUCUGUCCUUUAUGCGUGUGUGUCUUGUGUUUCUUCCAUGUUUUCCCUUUCCAACCCUUCUCAACCCCCUGAUCCACCGACGAAAAUGAAAUCAAGAAAGAAAUGUGUAACGCGCUGUUCAAACGACAAACGUUCCGGCCACGCACCAUUCGUUCAUUUACAGACAAGAAUUGCGUAUCGAUAGAAAAAGAAAAAAAAGAGAAAAAAAAAGGCGUAUGGCCAAGGGCACCGUUCUAUCUAUUUAAAGAAAGAAAAUCAUCUCUCGAAAAAGAGAAAACCGCUGAUAAAUAACGAAUCCUUGUUUCCUAGAUACCUAAAUAUCGUUCCACAGACACGCAACGAACGGAUCGUUUUCGUUUGAGAGAAAUAUUUUUAUCACGUUGACCACAUUUGAUAGCAAUGAAGAAUAAAUAAAUCGAAGCAGUAUUUUAUCGUUCAAACGUUCGACGCGUGUACUUAUUUUCGAAUCUUAAAUCGCGAAUAUCACGGAUACUUACGGCCCAUGGGUAUACCUCUUUUACGACCAUAGAAGAACACACGAUUUUGUAAACUCUGAGUGAACGGCCUCCAGUAAAGAAGGAAAGGAAGAGAGAGAGAGAGAGAGAAAGAAAGAAAAAGAAAUAAGUCGAAUAAGAUGCGUAAUCCUAGAAAUCUAUAAUUAACUAUACUAACUAAGAUCCUAGGUGAUUCGAGUAUUUAAACAUAAGUUCAUUUAAGGUGUAAAAGUGUUAUAUAUGUGAAUCCCGACCGCAGGUCCGGCUCAUAAGUCGAAAUGCAACAAAAUUAGCAGACAUAUCAUUUAAGACAAUACACUUGUUACAGAAACUACGUUUCUACUAAUGUAAUUCUUAUUAUAUGUACGUAAUCUAACUCUUAAUCAGAUUUAGAAUCGAUUCGAGGUGAAACACGACGUAGUUAGUGAUUAAAAAAAAAAAAAAAUAGAAAGAAAGAAAGAAGAAGUCGAGGAAAGGGAAAAGAAGAAGAAAGUGUUGGAAUUAUUACACAGCAGCGAGAUCAAAUCCAGAGAUCACGAUCGUUAGUUGUUAAAACACAACCGAAUUAAUUAUUUCGAUAAUUUCGUAGUUAAAUAAUUCUUAUUAAAUUGCGUUACGAAUUUAAGAAAAAACAAAGUGAUUAUGUACUUAAAAUUUAGUUAGCUUUUAAUCAGCCUUCUUGGGUAAGAUUAUGUGUACUUAAUAAAAUGUAAUUAUUCUACGUUCUUUCUCCUGUAACGAGAAAGUUCCAAGCUUGGCCACACUCUCUGGAUUUGUUUGGCAAAUGUAAACGCAAGAGGCAAUUCUGGAGGCUGAUUACUCAGAAUUUUGAGGAAAGGUACGAUAAAACGAAGCAAUGAAACAGUAACGAAUAUAUGCAUGAAUUGUACAAACGAGUCCCUCCACGUCACAGAAAAAAAGAAUGAUAUAUAUAUAUAUCUAUAUGGAGAAUAUAUAUAUAACAAAAAAAAAUGAUAAAUAUGUGAUGUAUUUAAAUGGUAUGUGGUAUAUGGUAUUACAUAUUUGUACAUAGGCGGACCCGUGCCAUCAAUUAGUGAGUUGUACCGAUAUUGUACUGCCAUUAGUCGAGUUAGUGGAUAACAUCGAGUGAAUGGAGAUAGAUUGACGACGAAACGGAUUACGUUCAUCGUAUGAAAUUUUUGUUUCUACCGGCAAAAUCGUACAGCCGAACGAAAAGCGUAGCAGAUUCGAAUUCGGAGAUUAAUUUUAUUAUAUUUAAUUCUAUGUGACUAUCCAGACCGAGUGAAAUUGAUUUUGAGCAAAAAUCUUAUUUAAACACGACCUGAAAAGUUUUGUUUAAUUUUUAUCGAGCACGAAAUUGUUACGCAAUUUAUUUAAUAUCGUACUAGACGUUAUCGAUUAUAUUUAUCUAAGUGUUAAAAAAAAAAUGUAUAGUUUAAAUUAUUUCACAAUGCGCUGAUUAAUUUUGAAACUUCGACGAAGUACAAAAUUAUUUAACGAUAUUUUAAUAUAUAUUAUAUUUGUAGUUAAUUUAAAUCAUUAAGCAGACCAAGGCAACGUAGUGUCUUCGAGUCUAUCGUUACCAUUGUUCAUCGUGAAUGUGAUUGAUUUUCAUUAGUCGAAUUUUAUUUAAUAAUUUAUUAACACACCAUAACUCGUAUGUCUGCGAAAAGAAAAAGAUAUGUCUCAUAUCGUCGAUAAAUCAAAUCGUAGGAAUGGCGAGGUGACGUUGCGAAAUAUAUUGGUACAACUCGGCGAAGAAAGUGUAGCGUGGUUAUACACCUGAGGAAUGUGCUCAAAAUACUGUAUUAAAAUGAAAAAAAAGUCUACUAAAUGAUCAUCAUCGUUUAUGCAAGAAAAAAAAACUACUCUUAAACAAGUGAAAAGUUAUUUAUUGGAUUAUAUUGAUAUCGUAAUCUAUCGUCCUCUUACCUAUUACCUACUUUAAUAUCUAUCUCUAUACGCCAGCAUGGUUCUUUAUACUCUUCUAUUUGAUGUUAAUACUAUUCUCUAUUAUAACUUUUACUACGACGGAGAAACAAAAAACGAAAUGUAUUGUUAAUAGUGUUUUUAAAUGUAUUCGAAGCAUGGUCAGCUGUAGGUGAGCCACGGAUACGUAAUGUCGCGUUUCACAUGAGAACUGAUCGAUUCGAUCCUAAAUGCACGAAGAUAACGGAACAAGAAAAAAAAAAUAAGAGAAGAGAGAAAUAGAAAAAAAGAAACAAAAGGGAAAGAAAUAAAUUCGUAGAACACGAGGCAUUGGGAAUCUUUGAUCUCGUUCAGACAAAACCAUCGUCGUCUCUCUGUCUUUUUUGCCUGACAACUUUGUGAGAUUAGAUUCGUUCGAUUUUUCGAACCCUUCGAUUAUUCGAUUUUCGUUCGUCCGAUACGAACAAUCUUUCGAUUUCAUGUUCAAAGAUCCCUUGUUCUAGACAGCCCUUAUCUUUGAUCCCUUUUUGCUGUCGUGAAAAUAUCGCGAAUAUAUAGAGAGCGUGAGAACUGCACGGUCCAGAGUAUUCAUGUGACACGGACAUUUUUAUCGCACGGUUAUUAUCGCAAUAAUUAUUACGAUAGAGUGAAAGAAGAAACGUGUGCUCGGUAGCAAUAUCGGUGUGGACGCGUGUCCGCGCUGUCGUUGUUUUUUCCACUUCUCUGCUCAACUAGUUCUUACCUGUAAGGUGUAGCUGUAUACAUUAAAAUAUCCUCGUCACGGUUAGUCUUUUAAACGAAACGAUAAAAAGAAAAGAAGGAAAAGGAAAAAAAACACCGUUCUCUCUCCGACUCUUGUAUUGUCUUUUGCUCAAAACUCGCGUGAAAGAAAGAAUAUCGAGGAAGCCGAUUUUGAGGCUACGCCGGGAAAAGCGCAGACGAACCUCUCGUAACUCUACAACAAAUAAACAAAGAAAGAAAGAACAAAAAUUUGCAAUGAUAUCGCUCAAAAGUUGGUGCCAUAAGCAAUAUGGACAAUAUAUUAUUAAUUGUGUUAGAUGACGUAUGCGCUAACUACAGCUGGCCGAGUGAGGGAUUCCACUUUAAGGGAUUUGCAGACGAAACGUCUCGUGAUCGUCCCUCGUGAGCAACAUUUUUACUACCCUUACUUAUCAAGUAUCUAAAUAAACUUAAACAUUGCUUUUCAACCUUUCUUCGUCAAAUUUCUCAUUAAUAUAGUAUAGACUAGUUGGACUAAUUCUAUAAAUUCUUCCAUUUGAACGAUUUCUUUUUGACUGCGCUUUCACGCAGUUCCACAUUCUAUACUAUGCAAUCAGCUCAUGAGAAACGAUAGCGUGGCUUUCCACACAUUUACACACAGUUCAGUCAAUUUGAAGCGCGAUGUGGUACCGAGUCGUCGACGAAAACGAUGGAAAAUCGAUUCGAAGGCCUAUUAAACUAACUUUCCUCUCCGAUCUACGAGGACAGAGGAACGAAAGACCCCAUAGGAGGCAUGAAAACCCCUCGACACGCGACUCCACCACAUUGGUCUUCGGCCAACAAAGACGGCACAAACGUCGCAGCUGAUCCUCUGAAACCGAAUGCGCGCGUCUGUGACUCUUCGUCGAUCCUUUAAAUAAACGAAAACCGGAGGAGCGUCGAUUUUGUCCAGUUACGCAUGGCCUCGUGAAAAUUUCGAAUCGAUCACUGUGUUAGUUAUAAUACCUCUUUAGUCUGUCGAUAGCCACGAUGUAACCGCUUGCUUUUCGUCGUUUUAACGAAGUUUUAACGAAGUCUUUGACCGAGGUGCUACGACGCCCUUGCGCGAAUUGUGAAUAUUUAAACAAGCUUAUAAAGAGAUGGAUCAACGAGAGUUUAUAGACGCGCACGUUUCUGUUUUUAACGUCAGUCGACAAAAAUCGAGGAGCUCAAGGUCCGGCCAAAGCAUCGACGCAAACUGAGAGCAGAAAGAAGGAUUCCAUCGAUGACGGGAGAAACGAUGAGAUAAACACGUUGAUGUGUGUUAGUUAGGCUUAGCCGGAGUGACGAGCUUCUAUGCAUCAGUAUUACGUUCGAAGAGCGAUACUAAUAUACAUUGGUCUAGUGAUUAUACAUUAUAUUGCGUACAUACGAUUUUAUUUAAUAUACACAUAUAUAUAUAUACAUAUUGGAUAUGAAAGGGCGAUAUUAUUAUUAUUAACUAUUAAUUAUUAUUAAUUAUUAUAUAGAUAUGUGGGGAUAUAUAUACUUAUAUAUAUAUAUAUUUGUAUAUAUAAAUACUUAUACAUGUAUAAAUAUAUAUAUUCGUAUAUAUAUAUAUAUUUAUAUAUAUAUGGGCGCCGAUUAUGUGCAGGGAGUAGGCAGCGACCACGCGCUUUGCGAUAGGUCGCGGUUUAAAUCUCGAUGUUGUUCGUUCAAAUGAAACAAACUAAAAUAGAAAAGGGGAAGAGUAAAAAGGAAACAACAGCUCGCGCUUCGGAAUCGUGAGCGAUGGGACUUCGGUACGCGAUAAAAGGAAACACAGAUGGAACGGGAAGAUUUUUGGAAAACGAGGGAAGCAGUUGCUUGCUUCGGUUGUUCAGUUUUUUCAACAAUGUAAAACUCCCAACAGAGUCAUCGAAUGUACAGGAAAACGAUCUUGGCAAAUUGUGAGUCGACUUGUCGCGAUCGUGUUCGUUUAAAUCCUUAUCGAUAUACUUCGAUAUAUUUGCAACGACAUUUUGCAGUGAAACGAUCGUCGAUCCUUUACAAGGCAAUCGUCGAACCGUCGAUCAACUUAUACAUCAAAUUCUUGACAAAAUUGGUUCAGUUUUCGAUCAUUGCACGUGAACCAAUCGCGAUCGAAGUUCGACUGCACUAUUGAAGCACGAUCGAUCGAUCGAAUUUGAAACACCGAUCCGCCUGUUGCAGAAAUUCCACGAUUCACGUGUCUCGAGAUGAGUCGACGAAAUUGUUCACGGAUUAGCUGAACGAAACUUCAGUUUUUCCUCGAUCGACCGAUCCGGAUGUUUGUCCUUUCGAUGAUAUUGAGCAAAACUUACCGAAAACCCUGGCUCACGAGUGCACCAGAGUAUUAAAAAAGAUCGGUAUAACCGUGGAAUAAUACCGCUGCGGGAGAUUCAAGACAAGCGUGAAAGAGAAAGAAAGAAAUGAUGUUUUAAUACUCAGAUGUAAUGUAUAAUCUAACCGUCGUUUAUAAAUGGAUAUGGAUGAUGAGCAAUGGAUAUAUGAAAUAAAUAAAUAUAUGUAUAUAUAUAUUAUAUAUUAGAUAUAUGUUAUAUGUAUAAUAUAUAAUAUAUGGUAUAUAUACGUAAUAUAUGUAUAUAAUAUAUAUUAAAACUGCAUUGCACACGUAGUAUAUAUAUAUAUGUAUGUGGCGAUAUAUAUGUAUAUAUAUACAUACAUAUGGACUAUUUUCUUCUAUUGAUAUUGUGAGUAAUUGCUGCGUGUUAUUUCCAUCAUACGUCGCAAGGCACUCUGCAACCGACGACGAGACGCGAAAUGAACGAUUUUAGUCGAUAUUAACGUCAUUGUUGCUAAUUUAGCGGUUAGUAGACGAAUCGAUGUGAUGUAGCGCUAAAUGGAACUUCAUUUGAAUGUACAUUUCUCGAGAAAAGACCGUAGCUAAUCGUUAUUCGUGCAUCUAUUCGAAAACUUUCGUACGAGGAGGAACGAAAUAUUAGUAUGGUAAAUAGUAUACAGAAUUUUUUAUAUGAUGUAAAUGUUCUUUGGAGUUACGACUUACUACCAUUGUUUCUAAUUAAAAUUGUUACAGAAAUAAUCUUACAUACGCGUAGCGAAUUAAAAGGAUUCCUAAGGAAGAAGGAUAUUUAAUUUUCCGUGAGUUAUUGUGUAUAACUUAAGGAGCAACGAAACGUAAUACAGAUGAUUAUUCUAUCAUUAUAUUUUUCUAUGACUUUUUCAAUUUACUUCGAUAUAUUCGAUUCUGUUUUUAUUAUUCGUCAAGUUACAAUUACUUAAUUUUAAACACCUAAAAUAUCUCAUUAAUUUAUCAGUCGAUUAAUUUAUUCGCUAUUGACGUCUUACGAAACUCGAUUUAAUAAACAAAAAAAUGUUGGUACUUUCAGUGUGGAAUAGAUAUAUUAUAACAAUAUUUUUCAAUUGUAAACACAUUGUAAAUAGUAACUAGCGGUAGUGAAUCGAGUCAGCUGCUUCUCGAUUAUAAUGAACAUAAUCGAUGUCUCGCGUCGUUCGUCUCGUGUAUGCGGUGCGUCCUGCGCAAGCUAUCCCAACACCGAGCUACACCAAAAGCAAGCGACUAACGAAAGAAAUUAAAAAAGAAUGAAGAAAAAAGAAUAAAAAUAUGUACGAUGUGUAAGCCAAGUGCCUUGUGUUCUGGUAACUAAUCAUUGAUUUUUAACUAUGAUAUUAGAGGAAGUGAGAAAACGAGAGAACGAACGAGAGAAAGAGACACCGAGGAGAAGCAAAAAGAACGGGAGAACGAAAUCAAAGGUUUUUGAUAUCAGUUCGAAGGAAAAGUGAAGCGUGUUCUUCGAUAGGAUAAGAAUACACUUUUUCUCCUCUUUUUAUACGAUCUUAAAUGAUCGUUGCUCCGUGCUAUAUCUGCUCCUCGAGUAAUUUCAGUCACGUUAAUUUCGGUAAUUUCAUUGCAGAUUUAACGACUCGUCGAUUUUAUCAAUAAUAACUUUCAUAACGAUUUUAACGAUCGUAGAAAGAGCAAAGAAACAAGACAAUUUCUGAAAUGCGGAUUGGUAUUUUUUAUAAUACAAAAACGCACAGUAUUUAAAAGAUGGAAUAGAAAGUAUAUUCGAGUAAUCGAAUAAUCAAAACGCACAAUCGUCCGCGUUUUACAGCGACGUUUCUCUUCGAUACUUGUUUUCAUUGCUCCGAGUGUUUUACUGGGAAAAAAGAUUCGUAACAAUGUUUUAUUAAUUCUGACGUAUCGUAACGAUGUGCCAAAGCACGGAGGUAUUGCCAUCGUGCAUAAGAAUCUAGUUUUACGUUUCUUCCGUCUGAUUAUGCGUAAUGAAGAGAAAAACGUUCGUUUUGAUUGCUCAGUUUCUCUCUACUUCCACUGCCUGAAAAAAAAUUGAUCUCAAGUUUACGAAUAGCGAAAUGUCGUUAACUCUGCAACGUGUCUUCGUUGUCGGAAUUUUUUACCCUUCGUAGCGUAUGUGCCUAUGUUAGCGAAAGAGUUAAUUGCUCCAAACAAGUCUUCGAGUUAAUCCAUUCUGCACUAAGCCUUACCUCUAUCAAAAUGAUUAUUUCGUAUGAUUCUCUUGUCAAAUUUAUUCAGCGAGAUAUACAAUAGAAAUUUAGUUUAAACGUUAAUAUGAUAUCACGUUAUCAUGCAAGAGACGCUCGAAGUUUCGUCGACAUACUCAGAAACCUCGACCGACUCCCUCGAUUAGCUAAAAUCUUCCUUCUAACGCUUGAGAUAAAAGCUAUGCUUUUAACGCUGUUUAAUACCGCGAGCGUUUCCACGAAAGUUGGCCAGAAGCGAGGCGAGUGUCGGAUAUCGUAUCGCGUUGGCAGCUGAUUUCGCGAACGGAAGUAAGAAGAGGGAAAGGGAUGGAAAACUCGACGACGAAAUUGAUCAUCGAGCUGUUGUUAGGCUUAGAAGAUAGAAUCACUUGUGCCGCAGUGCACUCUGGGCCCAUCCCAUGCCAAAUCCUCGGUUAGCAGAAAUGAAAAGGAAACGGCGACUAAACUAAAUAAAAGAAGCAAAUAAAGAAAUAAAAUGUGGACAUUUUCAUUCGUAGCAAAAAUCGUUUGGUGUUGCGAUAGACGGCGAAGGUGUCAGAGCAGAAUGGAAUACGAGUGUUGCGUCAUCGUGUGUAUGUAUGUAUAUGUGUAUACCGUGUGUUAUACGGGAAAUACGAAAGAAAGAAAAGAGAUGCGAGAACAAAGCAAAAGAAAAGAACUAGGGAAGGAAAUGCAGCGAGUGUUCCGAUUGCGCGUGCACGUACGUACGCCGUUUCUUACCGGCGACUCUAUACUUAAUGUAAUAAUCUUUUUAACUAUGACGAGGAACGAAAUAUUAGCUAUGUCUAAAAGGAAUUGAUGUACAUAGUAGAUCUCGGUAGAUAGCAAAUGUGUCGUGGCCGAGGGAGUUCUGCAUUCAUGACGCGCUUAAACGGAAUCGUGUUUAAUAUUUCUUUCUCCAGGAGAAAGAACAAAUCGUUCUGCGACGAUAUUAGUACGUAACGAGGGAAACGAAUUAUACGAGAGCGUUCGAAUGAAAUUCGAGGACGUUUCAUAGAAAGUGUAACGGCGAUUGCUGCCUCAUGGAUGCAUUGAAUCGGAUGAGAAACCCCUUUAAGCAGACAAUCCUUUGUUAGUUAGUCCUUAAAUACGCGCGUGCUGUGUCCCUGUGUAUGAAUGAAAUGUAUGGAAAGUAUUAAUUCGUAAGAAGCCGAAAUAAUUGCGCCUAUUUGCCAUCUGUAGCCCUAUACUCUCCCCUCGUCCCUCUUUCUUAUAUUUUCUCAUUCUUUAGAUAGAUACGAGUGUACUUAAUUCCUAGAGAAAGCGGAUACGAUGCACGCUACUUUUUAUUGGUUGAAUGGAUGAGUAAUUUAGACGUUUUUUAAGUGUAAAAGGAAAAAAGAAUAAGAUUUUUAAACGAUAGCGUAUGUCGAAUUGGAGAAUCAAAUUGAAUCACGUGCCAAUAAAGAGUUUUCUCGAAGUAUGUUAUAACGUAUCUUCGUAUCCGCUUGUUACAUAGUACGUCGAUCUUGCGAAGAGUUUUCUUCUUCCUCUUAAAACUCUUGUAGGCAUUGGCUUAUUUUACGAGCUUCGAUACCGAGGACGAUUGUAUAAUAGGAAUAGUAGGUUGGAAAAAUUCUUAAGGAAAAGUCGAGAAACGAACAGUCAACAGUCGUUUCGCAGCGUCUUCGCGACUCGCAUGUUUUAGAAGAAUUUCAAUUUUACUCGAGAGAAUACGAAAUAUUUUUUAACGUUUACGUUCUUUUGAAUAGAUUUAAGAUUAUGAUCCGGUAAUUAUCGCCAGUGGCGAAACCGAAAGUUAGAUAGAAUUAAACAAAAUUCGAUCUUUAAUAAUCGGAGCAUGGUUUGGAGAAAACGAAACGACUCGGAACUUGUAAAAAGAUCACGAAGCAAUGGUUCGAUGUCUAGUCUAACCAUGAACAACAGAGUAUUGUGUCUUCGAUGAUAAUUUCUGUAACUGCGAUGGAUUCUGAAAGGCUUGAAGAUGAAGACGAUGUCUUUAUCAAAAUCGACACAGAAUAAUUUAUUUAUUUGGAGUGCAUCGCGAUGUAUAGAAUUCUAAGCCGGUACCUAAGUUUACAAUAGAAAAAUUUUAUUUGAUAUAUUCUGAUAAAGUAUCAAAGAUUUUAUCGCAAUCGAAUUAUUGUAAAAUGUUUAACCUUGUCGCUAUGUCAGUCGCUAUUAGAAAAAUAUACACGCUUAUACGUACGGGAAUAUCUGUAUAAGUAAAUUAUUUUAUUAAAAGCAAAUUGUCAUCAAAUUUCAUUUGCGAUCGUAUUCUGCCAGCUAAACAUUAAUAUCCGAAGUCAGUACGUUAAACGCAAAUAUCAAAAAUAAAUUUUCAAAUUUUAAAUUCCUAUUUCGUUGAGUGACUAUUAUAGCAAUGAAAGGUAUCUGUUCUAAUCAAAAUAUUCAUUUUUGACGGUUAUCAAAACUGGUACGAGAAAUGUUUCAAAAUUUCUUUCGCUGAUACCUCGCCAAAGUUCUCUAUAAAGAAGCAAGAAACUAUUUGCACUGUGCGAAAAAUCAAAAACAACGAAGAUCAAACAGAAACGCGAAAUUAUUUGAGAAAUGAGAUCGUAACGCUUAACAAUAAAUACCGUGCCAAAUAUCGUCGUUGUAAUCAAAAGACGCAUCAUCUCAGUCGGUGUAGUAAAUCAAAAAGAGGAAAGAAACACUGCUGCGAUAAAAUUAGGAAAAAUUCUCGGGUAUGUCGUUCCGUGAAUCUUCCGUUCCUCCCAAUAAGUUACGUCGUCGAGGCUGAAUCGACUCUCGUUCCUUUUCCACUCGUCUCUACGUACGCGUUAUAGUACGUUUUAGCGCAAAUGUGUUAGUGCAAAUGUGGUGAAUCGUAGCCCGCGAGCGACGAACGUGUAGUAUGCAAUAAUAUACUGUAUAAAGAGUCUGGAUUUUAUAUGUGUCGUGAGCAACGGUGUGCAAGAAGGUGCACGAAAUCCUUUCGAUCCUCUCGAUCCAACCCCCCCCCCCCCCCUCCCCCGCCCCUCCGAUACUCCUCAUGAAUUCCACGACUCGUGUGUUUCAAUUUAGACGCGUAAGAGAUCGAAGCGACGUCGCGUAGGAUACAGACUGCGCUCGAGAUUCGAAGAUCUUUCAAAGAAAAUAUUGAAGAAUCAAAAUUGACAAUCAAAAUGGAAAACAAUUUGUCGAAGUACGAAGAAGGUUGCAUAAAGAGGAAAGGAUCAGAGAAGUAAACGAUGGAAAUUAUUGAAUGAUAUCAAAAGUGCUUUUCGGAGAACAAUUAUCCAUGAUUAUUGGACUCUCGAGUGCAUAGUUCCGCGAGGAAAGCGCGGUUUGUGUCGAUCCAAGGAGAAUUUUUCGACUUUGGAGAAGAGAUCGACGCAUCCUCGCUCGCGCUUCGCUGCGUUCUAGCUACUAUUUAUGUGAAGGAUAUACAUAUAUUAUACAGUGUACACAGUAACCGUGGCUGAAGCUCCAAAUCAAAAUGCACAGAUUCAGAUACGAGUAUCGAUCAUCGGGACGUUUAACCAUACUCCCGAUAGGAUUGUUCGUCGAAUAAUUUUGUUCGUAUUUUUAAGCGACGUUGUAAAGCGAAAGCGUUAAUCAAAGGUCGUCAUUGACGUGGACAGAUGGGAAGCACGUGAUUUUUUCAUUCGUUGAUUGAUAAUGGAAAAUUUGUAACACCAAUACCGUGUGAAUGGGAAUCGAACGAUUUUUAAUAGGAUGAAAAUAUAAAAAAAAUUCGUAACAAUCAUCGAUAGUUUUCGCUUUGCAAAACUUUAUUAAGCUGUUCGUGCUUAAUGGAACGGAAAAUUAAAGUAAAAAGCCAUCACGUUAAUCGAAUAAUAGGACUGGACAUUCUUUAGGAUAAUUGUUGUAUUUAUUUAUCGCAUAUUUCUUGUCGGUGCUCUUUGUGUGUGUACAUAGCAAACACGUUUAUCGAUGUUAUUCGUUUGCAUUCGCAAGUGCACACGGAAAAGUCAACAGAGGUCGAUCAGUGUUUUACUUUGAUCUUUCUACCGAAUGGCAGAUGUAUAAAUCGCGGCUCUAUUCCGAUACGACCAGCCCUAGUUUGCUAAAUUAAAAGUUCACCACUCUUCUCGAAAUUGCAACAGAUAAUCUUCGAAUUAUAUGUACAAAUAAUCCUGGACGUGAACUUUCAUUACGCGUAGAAAGUUUCAAAUAAUUACGAAAGUGCAAAAUAUUUUACAAUUAUAAUUGAGUUCAAAUGAAACAAGUUUGUAUGAAACAAGAAACACUGACAUUCGUGCGAAAGAUUAGAGUCGAAGCUUAUUGGUCCCCUGCGAUUCGAUGGAAAUAAAGGAUAAGAAAGAAAAAAUCAAAAGCAGAGAGUGUGAGAGUGAGAGAAUGAGAGCCAGCUAGACGUCUGACAUAUCAAAAGACAGGAUUCUUCUUGACGAGAAACCACACAGCAAUACCUUUCCGCUCAAUAUGGAUAAUAAAGGAGGAGAAACAUAACGAUGUUUUGAGAAUGUUUUAAUGUUAAAGAAUUCGACACCAUUUACAGAGACGGUAGACGAAUGUAUGUAGAUAUUUCGGCGAAAUUUUAACGAUUUUUUCGUCACGUACAAUAGCGUGUAAAAUUGUUUGUAGACACAAAAAUCAGUCUCAAAAGACCUGCUUCGUACAAUAAGCGAAUUGCCCAACUUCGUAUCGCGUGCCGAUUCUAAAGUUUCUAAAUGUCACAUCGUUCAAAUUACGUCAUUCGAUUGGACGCGGUGUCUUCGUGCAAAUCAUGGAAAGCGGUUUGCCAGAGAUUGUUUCAAGCAUUGAACGAUAGAAUUGAACAGAGAGUGAAAUUGCUAAAGUAAUCAGCUGAUAAAACACAUUGAAUCGUGAGUAGUUAUCAAUGUUAUUAUUGCUUGACGAUUUUCGUGAUUGUGACUCCUUUACAAAAGUGAAAAUAACGUAAGAGAAAUGAAACGUCGCCCUAUCGUCCUUUUAUACCAUAUAGGAGCAGGUGUACGCGAAAGAAAUAUUUCGAAAACGCGCCAGCUGAAAGAUCGAGUCGAAGCGGCCGUGGUUGAAACUUCGAUUACAGAAUGAAAUAGAAAUCGGCAGAGGAAGCGAAAAUUUACCUAAGUAUCGAUACACGAAUAUGUUAGAUAUAUAUAGACGAGUAAAUGUUUAUAUGCCUCGUUAACGAAAACAUCAAAGACAAUUUGAGAGGAGAGAAAGAGCAAAGCGCCCGGUGUUCGGAGCACGAGAGGCAGAGGUUCGUUUGUAAAGGUUAAAAAGACAUUGGAUAGACAUUGCGAGAUAUUAAAUAUGAGAGAGGAAUGGAGUAACGAAAAAUUCCAUCUGCUCCGCGCCUGACAAAACGGUAUGUCGAAAAAAAAAAAAAACAGUUCGUAAAAGAGCUAGGAUACGUACAACAGUACAAGAUAGACAAAAUAAAAAGUGAAAUGUUUGUAAGAUAUCGGCUAAGCCCUGAGGAGUUUCACUUUAAAAUAGUAGUACGAUGAGGACAAUGUAAAUGUAUGAAAGAUCUAUUAAUUACCUGAUCCUAGCCCUUUCCUAAUCCUUUCAAAGAUACUUCCUUCCCCUCCUCCUUUCGCAGAAUCCUUCCUCGGCAUCCUUUUCCUCUCUCUCUACGACGAGUGUAAAAAAAAUAUCAUGUAAAAUUAACACACCGAUUAAUAUAAAUAUAAAUAUAAAUAUUAUAAAUAAAUGAAUAAAUAUAAAUAUAUAUAUAAAUAAAUAAAUAUAUAUAAAUAUAUGUAUGUAUACAUGUGUGUAUGCGUGUAUCUAUAUAUGUAUACAUAUCUACACGUAUGUAUACACAUAUAUAUACAUUCUAACAAAUGAUUGAUUGUGAGUCAUUUAAAUAAUUGUUAUAUGUAUUUUCUAUAUAUUAUGACAACUAAUACAAUGAUAUAUAUUGAGAUGACAUUACGGUACUAUUAACUAAGUGUAGUUAAACAAAAAUUAGGCGGGCGGAUGUUCGCGUUACAAGAAAGAGAUAGGAAAAGGUUGGAUUACUCUAGUCCAAUAUUUCUAUAAAUCUCGCUAAAUGAAAACAAAAGAAACAAACAAACAAAAAAAACAGAAAAAAUGGCGGAGAAGGCGGGCCAGCGUACUCGCGACGCGAAAUAUUUAAAAAACAGACAAAAACUAGAAAAAAAAAAGAAAACGAUAGGAACGAGACACUCGAAGCGAUUUCCUUCUAUCACGGUUGCUGAAAGAAGUGUAUCUUUUCAUCUGGAGAAUCACUAGAUACGAAUGAGAAAUAAGCGAGAGGAAACGCGAUAAUAAGAAAACGAUACGUCGUGGUGCCGUUUCGAGUGUGUUCGUUACGUAUUGCAAAAAAAAAAGAUGAAAAAGAAAAAAAAAUAACACUGAGUGAAGAAAUCAAUGUGGAAUUUGCAACAAAAAAAAUGUAUUUUCUCACUCCCACUGCGAGGUGUAUGUUCAUCGCUACAUCUUAUUUGGAACGAAAACCUAAAUAUUAUAUUAUUAUAUAAAAUUACUAUAUAAUUGUAACGAAAAUUGUUUUUCAAACGAUGUGGUAUUUUUAUUGUAGAUAUUAUUAUAUAACAAAUAAAAUCAUGAUUCAUUGUA